This is a messenger RNA of Phytophthora sojae, 600 nucleotides long. RefSeq lists its product as hypothetical. The coding region runs from base 1 to 600 and encodes 199 amino acids. The record is from RefSeq and is a predicted model, not a curated record. The transcript has a single exon. Lineage: Eukaryota; Oomycota; Peronosporomycetes; Peronosporales; Peronosporaceae.
AUGCCGCGGUUCUCGGAUGCCGGUCAAGGUGAACCUCACCGUAAGGCCCUUCAAAUGGAGGGCCGCGAUGACCAGAAUGCGAUGCCUCCGAUGCCUUCCCGUUCAAUGAACGGCCCCAUGCAUGGAGGGCAGCAGAACGAGCCACCGCGAGACGACUUGCCGAACGGGAGGCAACCGUGGAAUGCCGACAGCGAGCCGAUUCGGAGUGAUAAACCGUUGCAGGGCAACCCGGAUCAGCCUCAGGACGACAAGCGCGUCGAUUCACCACACGGACUUCCUGGUGAGCACGAAGAUCAUGGAGACCAAGACGAUACCCCGCACGGCCGAGACCAUCUACACCGACACGGCUCCGACAAGGGUUCGUGGCACGGAAGUGGGAGCGUCGACGGUCGUUUUCCUCCCCCACCUGAUGCAGGCGGCGACGAGCAGCAGCCGCCGGGAGUCGGCGGAGGUCGUGGUGUGGACGGCCCCAGGACUGCCGAUAACCGCGACGACCACAACUCGCCACUAUCGCUUGCUGGCAGCGGCUCUGUGGGUGUGGUGCACGACGUGGGAGCUGGGAAUGGCGAGGUGCGUCCGAGCGAGGUCCAGCCUCAGUAA